CGCGAGGCCCCGCCCCUCCCCGCCGCGGGUCACCACCCGCCUGUCCAAGAUGGAGGGUCGUGCGCCGGCCCCGCUCGCUGUCCGCCUGCUCCUUCUAGCUUCGUUGCCCGCCGCCGUCUGGCUGUGGACGGGCAGCCCGGAGCCGCCGCCCGGAGCCGCGCAGGAUGCCAUCCGGAUCCCUGUAACUACCCUGAAAGAGGAUGGAGGGCUAUCUACAGAACAGGUUGUUCUUAACAUAACCUAUGAGAGUGGACAGGUAUAUGUAAAUGACUUCCCUGUAAAUAGUGGUGUAACCCGAAUAAGCUGUCAGACUUUGAUAGUGAAGAAUGAUAAUUUGGAGGAAAAGAAAUAUUUUGGAAUGGUCAGUAUAAGGAUUUUAGUCCAUGAAUGGCCUAUGACAUCUGGUUCCAGUUUGCAACUAAUUGUUAUUCAAGAAGAAGUAAUAGAGAUUGAUGGAAAACAGGCCCAACAGAAGGAUGUUACUGAAGUGGAUAUUUUGGUUAAGAACCAGGCCGUACUCAGACAUUCAAACUACACUCUGCCCUUGGAAGAAAGCAUGCUGUUCUCGAUUUCCCGGGACGGUGAUACCUUAAUCACCUUCCCCAGCCUCCCAAGAAAAGGAGAAGGUGUUAGCUCAUUACAGACCACCAGCCAGUAUCUCAUCAGGAAUGUGGAGACCACCGUCGAUGAAGAUGCUUUACCAGGCAAAUUACCUGAAACUCCCCUCAGAGCAGAACCUCCAUCUUCAUAUAAGGUAACUCAGGUGAUGUGUCAGUGGAUGGAGAAGUUCAGAAAAGAUCUGUGCAGGUUCUGGACCAGUGUUUUCCCGAUAUUCUUCAGGUUCUUAAAUGUCACAGUGGUUGGAAUCAUAGGCGCAUUUGUGGUCAUCAGUAUCUUGAAGUUGCUUUUCCCAGUGUGCGAAUAUAAAGGGAUUCUCCAGUUGGAAAAAAUGAAUGUUAUACCAGUCACAACUAUCAGCAUAUAUCCAGAUGGGCCUGAAAAAUCAGCAGAAAAGCUUGAAGAUAGAACAUGUAUUUAAAAUACCAUCUCCAAUCAUGGACAGUUAAUCUGUUGUCUUUAAUCUGCAACUUGACUAGAGAAAUUGCUAAACUCUUUUUUAAAAAAAUGCCAGAAACUUGGUCUCUAAGUAACAAGUUCAACUCUUAAAAAAUGCCAGAAACUUGAUUUUUACAGUAACAAGUUCAUAUUAUUCUGUAACAGGGCUGGUUAUCUUCAUGAUGAACAGUUAAGGAAAAAUUUAAGUGAAAAAGAAGAUAUGUGAAGGAACUUUGAAAUUACCAAAAAGAAAAUUUAAAAGACAAAAUGCCAUGUGCCAAUACUUUCCUAGGUGCCUUUGUUAUGGAACUUAUACCCAACUUAAUUACUAUAACAGAUGACUUUAUGGAAAGCACUUUAUGAAAUUCUAAUUUAAAAUCUCAAGGACUUAACACUUAUUUUUUUAUUCAGUAAAAUGUGCCUUUAUAUUAAGUAUGUGACUCGGCAUAAAAUCACUGAAGUGUAUCAUGGUUCGAUUGUGUCCUAUACCCAGGAGUACUACUUCGAAUGUACCAGGAUGUAAAAAUAGUGAUGUCCUCACUCUAAAAUAAACUUUUUUUUUUUAGAGGGAAA
Erinaceus europaeus (western European hedgehog) is the source of this 1629-nucleotide messenger RNA. It is a transcript of the gene GINM1, whose product is annotated as glycosylated integral membrane protein 1. The coding region runs from base 50 to 1039 and encodes 329 amino acids. The record is from RefSeq and is a predicted model, not a curated record. The transcript has 8 exons. Lineage: Eukaryota; Metazoa; Chordata; Mammalia; Eulipotyphla; Erinaceidae.